AUGACGCCCAUCGGAGGGGAUCAAUCUACUCAGGUCGAGACCCAAGGAGAUGCUUCUCACCAGAUCAUCAGUUCCCAUUUCAUUGGUCCCCAAUCAGAGAAUCUUCCUUACUUCAAGCAAAAUAUCGACACAAUUCUUGAUGAAUUGGAGAAGGCGAGAGCAAGAUACUUCCCCAAAGACAAGAGCUUCAUUACCCAAGAUGUACAAGAUUCUCCAGCGUUCCGACAGCAGAUGCAGAAGCUUCGCGUAGCUGUCCAGAAGACUGCAAACAUUCUAGGCAGAACCUCUAUACCAUGCUGGUCGCCCCGUUAUGAAGCACAUAUGUGCACAGACUUGAGUAUGGCUUCGCUACUUGGGUACUUCAUGACAAUGAUGUAUAAUCCCAACAAUGUCGCUUUGGAAGCUAGCCCAUUUUCUACAGUGGCAGAGAUCGAAGUUGGAGAGCAACUCUGUGAGCUCUUUGGGUACAACAUCAACGAAGAUGAUCUUGAAACCCCGACAGCCUGGGGCCAUGUCACGUGUGGCGGAACUGUUGCCAACCUGGAAUCUAUGUGGGUUGCGCGCAAUUUGAAGUUCUAUCCUCUUUCAAUUUUCAAAGCAAUGACCACAGGGAAAAAGCCGUUGGGAUUCCUAGGCAAGAAAUUCCAUAUCGAAACUUGCCAAGGUGAACAGAAGUUGUUCUCUAAGUUGUCCACAUGGGAGCUAUUGAAUCUGAAACCUUCCGACGUCCUUGAUAUACCUGACCGUCUGUAUCAAGAGCAUGGGGUCUCUAACGUGUUCUUAUCGAAAGUCAUGGAAGAAUACACCAUCCAGUCGACAGGCAAAGGUGUACUUGAAAGUGAUUUUGACUUGUUGGACCGGCCUGCUCAAUAUCUACUUGCUACCACUCGGCAUUAUUCUUGGCCCAAAGGGGCAGCUGUUGCUGGAAUUGGCUCGGAUAAUGUCAUUGGCAUUCAAGUUGAUAACGAGGCACGUAUCGAUAUCGCAGCGUUGGAAGCCCGACUGGAAGAAAGCUUGAAAGAUGAACGGCCAAUCUUGGCGGUCGUUGCAAUUAUUGGGUCUACAGAAGAGGGCGCUGUAGACCCAUUGAGCUCCAUUCUGGCUCUGAGGAAACAAUAUCAGACCCGAGGCCUUUCAUUCCUUGUGCACGGGGACGCGGCCUGGGGAGGGUAUUUCUGCUCCAUGCUACCACGCAACUAUGCUCCAGGAGACGUCCUUAAUCUUCCCACAGAGAUGGGAGACGGGGAUGGCUUUGUACCGGAUGCUUGUUUGCGUGCCCAGACACAGGAUGAUCUGUUUGCUCUACGAUUUGCCGAUUCUAUCACCGUUGAUCCUCACAAAGCUGGUUAUAUCCCAUAUCCUGCCGGUGGUCUCUGCUACAGAGACGGACGUAUGAGGUUUUUGGUCACCUGGACGAGCCCAUACCUCUCUAGAGGUUCUGUUACCAGUAUCGGUAUAUAUGGGGUGGAGGGAAGUAAGCCUGGCGCCGCAGCAGUGUCCACUUGGCUCUCGAACAAAGUGAUUGGCCUGGGUCAAGAAGGCUACGGUAAACUUCUUGGAGAAGUGACAUGGACUUGCAGUCGAUUUUCUGCGGAAUGGGCUUCCCUAUCGAAUUCAAGCACGCCUUUUAUAUGUGUUCCAUUGAACAAAUUGCCUUCGGAGCGCGCACCUGGAUCGACUUCAGCGAAAGUCGAGGCAGAAAAGGCUUGGAUUAAGAGUGAAAUCGUGAAUAAGUCUAAUACUGAGAUCCUGGACGAGGAUCGCCGCCGUCCUGAUUCUCAUAAAGCGGUGAAGCUUCUUAGGGAACUCGGGUCCGACCUGAAUAUCAAUGCCUUCAGCCUAAACUUCACCCUAUCCAAUGGCAGAGUCAAUGACGAUAUAGAGGAAGCCAAUUAUCUGAUGCAACGGGUUGUACAAGCCUUCAGUGUCGAAAGUCCUGCCGACGACCCCACGAAGAUUCCAUUUUAUCUGACCUCUACUGAGUUCUCGAAUGAGCUAUAUGACAGUUGCAAAGCGGAUCUCAUGCGGAGAUUGGGACUGAAGCCAAGCAAUCAAAAUCUGAUGGUUCUACGCAAUGUUGUCAUGUCUCCGUUCCCCUCUGAUGGGGGCUUCAUCAGAGAGAUGUGUGAGGUUUUUGAGCAGACCGUGAGGGCUGAGAUCUCAAUUGUUCGGAAACGUAACGAAGUCACGGAAGACUUCCACAAGUUUCUGAUGCAGGGGACAGAACAAGUCUACCUGAUCCACCUGCCUAUGUUUCAUGUCGCAAACCACCGCCAGCAGCUCAUUGUUUCUGUUGAAUUGGAUGAAAAGUCGAAAGCCAUGUAUAGGUCCUUGAAGCAACACAAUCCUACCGAGCCAAUGAUCCUUGUCACACAGACUAAAGUUGAGCUACCAGACAUCGUAUCAUCUGAACGGGGAGGAACCUUCGUCGGUCAAAUCAGGACAGAAGCAUCUGGCACUGUACUGAAAGAUGUAAAAGUACAGAUCACCGGAAAAGUAGUCAGCAGACCCCUGAAUUCUGCCUUCCGGCUCGAUACAUAUCCGGAAGACUUCAUGCCAUUCUACCUAUACGGCAGUCCGACUGAAGCUAACAUUGACCACGUGAUCGUUAAAGCACCAAAUACUCAGCUCUCCGCAGGCCGUUGUGAACUAGACAUCGACGGCUUGGAGCCAGAACACUGGAAGAAACCACUCCUUCUCAUAUUUGAAGAUUUUGCAGAAAACCCUAUGCAACCGUUUCCUCCGAAUGACGAGAUUGGUUCUAAACAUGGCGCCGUAAUUUCGCACGAACACUUUGAGCCUUCGCAGAUUUCGAAGCUGGCAUCCACGCCCACCAAUGGUCAUGCUAAUGAAAAUAUGGUUGAUAGUGGCAUUGCUGACAUGCCCUUGCGCGACCCAGCAGACUUAAAGUCUGGUAUCGCAAAGCCGUCGAGUCUAAACGGUUCAGAGGGCUACGAUUUUGCUACAACCGGUGCAACCGCAGAUACUCUGUUCCGUGAGGCAGAGAACGACUCGGAAUUCGUGCAGCUAAACAAAGGAGCAGCAGUUAUCACUAGCGAAAUUCGAUCGGGCCGUGCCCACGGCUCUAAAUUUUUCUUCCGACCUCGAGCAACGUUCCGCGUCAGUGUCUGGGAGGACUUGAAGCGUGGUGAGGAAAAGCCUGAAUCAGUCAAGCCGGAUGAGAAGGUUUUUGUCGGACGUGGCACACUGAAGCUCGGCGAGAGUGUAUAUGUCGACAGUGAGGCGAUCAACGUUGAUCCUUUUGCGAAGGUCAACAAGAUCGCCGAAUGGAGGCAUGAGCUGAACCAGAUAGGUAAGGAUAUCGAGCAGGAAACUUAUCAGGCUGCGGCGUAUGGAGGCACGGGAUUCCGUUGA
Pseudovirgaria hyperparasitica is the source of this 3375-nucleotide messenger RNA. Its product is annotated as PLP-dependent transferase. Lineage: Eukaryota; Fungi; Ascomycota; Dothideomycetes; Acrospermales; Acrospermaceae. The record is from RefSeq and is a predicted model, not a curated record. Bases 1 to 3375 code for a protein of 1124 amino acids. Gene Ontology annotation, molecular function: pyridoxal phosphate binding; carbon-carbon lyase activity. Gene Ontology annotation, biological process: carboxylic acid metabolic process. The transcript has 16 exons.